AUGGAAAGAAGUAGUGCUAUAUCUUGGGGAUGCGUUUGGUUUUGUUUGUGUUUGUGGUUUUGUGCAAGUUGUGUCGUUGAAGCUAAGCGGGAAGGGACGUUUUCGAGUGAUGUGAGUCGUAGGAUGAUAGACAUGGGAUUAAGACACAGUCCUGCUGAAGCCUUCGGCCAUCCAGUGACUGCAGAUAGUGGUUAUGGAGAAUGCCCUGGUGGUGGUGUAGGCAAUAAGGGAUGUGCAGGCAACGGUGGUGGUGGUGGUGGUUUUGGCAGGGGGGGAGGUAUAGGCAAUGGUGGUCUUGGUGGAGGUUUCGGCAGAGGGGGAGGCAUAGGCAAUGGUGGAACCGGGGGUUAUGGCGGUGCGGGAGGUGUAGGAAAUGGUGGCUUUGGUGGUGGUAUGGGCCAAGGUGGUGGUUAUGGCCCAGGGCGUGGGUUUGGGGGUGGAGGUGGAGGUGGAGGGGACGGUGGUGGCUACGGGUAUGGCAAUGUAGGCGGUGGAGGAGGAGGAGGCUGGGCAAGAAACGGUGAUGGAAAGGGGUAUGGCGGUGGGUGGGGAUAUGGUUCCCCAGGUGGAGGAAAAGGUGGCAGAUAUGGUUCUUCUGCUUCUACGUCUCAAAAGGACCAUCCACGGUAA
Gossypium arboreum is the source of this 630-nucleotide messenger RNA. RefSeq lists its product as uncharacterized. The record is from RefSeq and is a predicted model, not a curated record. The coding region runs from base 1 to 630 and encodes 209 amino acids. The transcript has a single exon. Lineage: Eukaryota; Viridiplantae; Streptophyta; Magnoliopsida; Malvales; Malvaceae.